Molecule: messenger RNA, 1860 nt
Organism: Necator americanus (New World hookworm)
Lineage: Eukaryota; Metazoa; Nematoda; Chromadorea; Rhabditida; Ancylostomatidae
Exons: 16
Coding region: 1-1860 (619 amino acids)
Source: RefSeq, a predicted model, not a curated record
AUGGCACCGCUUCGAGCGCAGCAGCUUAUGCGCUUUGUCUCAUGUCGUUUGACCCCACUAUGCCAUGUUCAUGGUGUACUAAAAAAAUCAGUGGACCUAUCUUCCAGUAUUUUCGACGACGACAGCGGCUACGUUGUCUCCGGCACUCGCUAUUAUGUCGAUAAUCGAGUUAAUGGAGAUGUUCGUGGGAAGCCAGACGUAAUGAGAGACGAAUACAGAUUACGUUCUGCUAGCAAAGAAUAUUCUGAAAUGAUAAAGGAUCCCCGUUUCGCUGUUGAGGUGGAGUUAUCGAAGAUGAUGAAGCGAAGAUCAAGAAGACGAUUCCUUCAGAAAGGAACUAAAACCCAACGAUUCGAAGAGUCGGGCAAGAAGACCCAGAAGCAGCGCAAUUUCUUCGAUCCUGAACCGCCAUCGGUUGCGUGGAUGAUGCAAAAAGGAGGACGCCUUUUUGAGAAACGAAGCACAAACAUUGGAGGGAAAUUGGUAACCGUAGAAAUUGGCAACAAAAACUUGCACGGAGUUGACCUCAUUGUUCGGCCCGGAUCUAUUGUACAUGAGGCGAUGCCAGUGAAACAGGAUAUGAAUGCAAUUCAAAAGCGAAUGAUCAGCAAUAAAAAUGGAAUCUCCAAUAUGGAUGGUGAAGCUUUGUCAUCGUCCAACGACUACAUCAAAGAUACGAAUUUGUUGGAAACCCGAACAGUUCCAAAAGAAACUAUAUUAGAGGGUGACACACAGUCCGUGAACGCUUGCUUCCAAAGACAACCCGAUGCACAUCUCUCUGGGUUUCCUGCAUUCAAAACAGCAGUUGGAUUCACCGAAAUUGAAUGUUUAGCACUGUGUGCACGAGUUGAGUGUCGUGCCCUAAACUACGCCAGCUCCAUUUCUACUUGUGAGAUUUUCGACACGAUAAAAGCAACUUCUGCACAUGUCAAACAACGACUUGGUUAUACCUAUUACAAGCCGAACCAAAAGGAGUUAAAAAGCUGUUUGAGCGACAUUCUUUCCGUUCCUAAGGAGGGCUGGCUCCCUGAAAUGGAUCCAGAUCUUCGAUGCACUAGUAUAGGAAUCUGUUCGACGCCAACGGAACUAAGGAUGGUCGAGUCAAGAGUGAAUCCCACAUUUCAUCGACUUCUUUCAUCGCGAGCUGUGUGCUCCAGCGACUCGGCAGUGCUUUUCAUUAGAUCUGUGGGCGCUCACAACAAUAACGAAUUAGGAAGCAAGUUGGAUACUAUGCACACCAGUGAAGACGACUGUCUAUUUUCUUGUUUGAGAAACAAGGGAAUCGACAUGCGCCCAACGUUAUGUGCCUCCAUUGAAUACGACAAUGAACUUGGACGAUGCACUCUUGCCGCGGAGCCAAGAAAGAACGGACUUUCCAGUAAUCCUCACACCAUAUUUUACGAGAAGAUAUGUGUUUCAACCGCAGUGGCCAAUCAGUGCUCUGGAGCAGCUAUCGAACGUAAAGCAGACGUGACAAUACUUGGUUUUCUGAAAGAUGCGUCAACCACUGCAAGUCCAGAAGAGUGCAUUGAGAAGUGCGUGAUGGCAGAAAGAGAUAUGGGAUUUCAGUGCCUGUCCAUUAUGUACUACUACGACGAAACACUACUAAACUGCAUUCUUAACGAUGGAAGCGCAAAAACGAACCCUGAAUCAAUAGCAAAAGAAGACAAAUCGAUCGUUGACUACUUCGGUGUCGAUGAUUGUUACGGUAUGCCGGAAGUUGAGGACACAAGGCCGAGAUUCCUGCGAAACAUGCCGUUAACAAUCGAAGACGACAUCGUUCAGAGGGAAUUGACACCGGGCUCCCUCCUGGAAGUUCUACGACGAGAGCGAUCAUCGCCAAAUUCAUCGCUAAGAUAA